CUUCUUCUUCUUCUUCUUCUGCUUCUGCUUCUGCUUCAGAGAGAGAGUGAUUAAGGAAUGGCAAUGAAGAGAGCUACUGCAUCUGUAAUUAGAACAGUUUGGGGUUCUGGGGUUGUAGAACCAUUACCUAUCUCCAGAUCACUCCAUGCAUCUCCAGGGAGCAAGAAGAUAGUUGGGGUGUUUUACAAGGGUAAUGAGUAUGCCUCAUCCAAUCCCAACUUUGUGGGUUGUGUGGAGAAUGCUUUGGGCAUUUCACAGUGGCUGGAAUCACAAGGCCAUCAGUAUAUUGUCACCGAUGACAAAGAAGGCCCUAAUUGUGAACUUGAAAAACAUAUUCCUGAUCUCCAUGUUCUGAUAUCAACCCCUUUCCACCCGGCAUAUGUUACAGCAGAGAGGAUUAAGAAAGCCAAAAAUUUACAACUUCUUUUAACAGCCAGAAUCGGCUCUGAUCACAUUGACCUGCAAGCUGCAGCUGAUACUGGAGUAACAGUUGCUGAAGUUACUGGAUGUAAUGUUGUUUCAGUUGCAGAAGAUGAGCUCAUGAGAAUCCUCAUCCUUGUACGAAAUUUCUUACCUGGUUAUCAUCAAGUGAUUAAUGGGGAUUGGAAAGUUGCUGGUAUUUCUCAUAGAGCAUAUGAUCUUGAAGGGAAGACAGUAGGAACUGUAGGUGCAGGGCGCAUUGGUAAGCUUUUGCUCCAACGGUUGAAGCCCUUCAACUGUAAUCUCCUCUAUCAUGAUCGGCUCAAGAUGGAGCUGGAAAUGGAGGCUCAGACGGGGGCAAAGUUUGAGGAGGAUCUUGAUGUAAUGCUUCCAAAGUGUGACGUAAUUGUUAUCAACAUGCCUCUUACGGAGAAAACAAGAGGGAUGUUUGACAAAGAAAGGAUUGCAAAGUUGAAGAAGGGAGUUCUAAUCCUGAAUAAUGCUCGAGGGGCAAUCAUGGAUACUGAAGCAGUUGUUGAGGCAUGCUCCAGUGGACAAAUUGGAGGUUAUAGUGGUGAUGUGUGGCAUCCCCAACCAGCUCCCAAGGAUCAUCCAUGGCGAGGCAUGCCAAACCAGGCAAUGACACCUCAUGUUUCUGGCACCACAAUUGAUGCUCAGUUGCGGUAUGCAGCUGGAACUAAGGACAUGCUGGAUAGGUACUUCAAGGGAGAAGAGUUCCCAGCACAAAAUUACAUUGUCAAGGAGGGUAAAAUUGCCAGUCAGUAUCUCUGAUUCCGCAUCUCCUCAAAUAUGCGGAUAGUCUACUCAAGGAGAGUCUUUGUUAUGCAAAUAAAACUAGUUCACUAGAUGCUUA
This is a messenger RNA of Telopea speciosissima, 1294 nucleotides long. RefSeq names its product formate dehydrogenase, mitochondrial-like. The transcript has 6 exons. Gene Ontology annotation, cellular component: mitochondrion; chloroplast. The record is from RefSeq and is a predicted model, not a curated record. The coding region runs from base 58 to 1212 and encodes 384 amino acids. Lineage: Eukaryota; Viridiplantae; Streptophyta; Magnoliopsida; Proteales; Proteaceae. Gene Ontology annotation, molecular function: oxidoreductase activity, acting on the CH-OH group of donors, NAD or NADP as acceptor; NAD binding; formate dehydrogenase (NAD+) activity.